AUUGGCAAAACACGCAGCUGCUGGCUAAGCAAAUAGCAUCAGUGAACGCAAAUUGUAUUUGCGCGUUAACAAUUUAUUUGGAGUGCACGAAUUGAACGAAAUGGAUGUGGCAGAAGCACAAAUUGGCCAGCUGCGCGUCAAGGAUGAGGUUGGCAUACGCACACAGAAGCUCUUUCAAGACUUUCUCGAGGAAUUCAAAGAGGAUGGCGAAAUCAAAUAUACGCGUCCAGCGGCCAAUCUGGAGUCACCCGAUCGUUGCACUCUGGAGGUGAGCUUUGAGGAUGUGGAGAAAUACGAUCAGAAUCUGGCGACAGCUAUCAUCGAGGAGUACUACCAUGUCUAUCCGUUCUUAUGCCAAUCUGUGUCCAACUAUGUGAAAGAUCGCAUCGGCCUCAAGACAAACAAGGAUUGUUAUGUGGCCUUUACUGAGGUGCCGACGCGUCACAAAGUACGCGAUUUGACCACCUCGAAGAUUGGCACCCUCAUCCGCAUCUGCGGCCAGGUGGUGCGCACCCAUCCCGUUCAUCCGGAACUGGUGCUGGGCACAUUUAUGUGCCUCGACUGCCAGACAGAGAUACGGAACGUCGAACAGCAAUUCAAGUUCACCAAUCCCACAAUUUGUCGCAAUCCCGUUUGCGCCAAUCGUCGCCGUUUCAUGCUCGAUGUGGAGAAAUCACUGUUUCUCGACUUCCAGAAGAUUCGCAUACAGGAGACGCAGGCGGAGCUGCCGCGUGGCUGUAUACCGCGCGCCGUUGAGAUUAUAUUGCGUUCCGAGCUGGUCGAGACGGUGCAGGCGGGCGAUCGUUAUGACUUCACCGGCACCCUCAUCGUGGUGCCGGACGUCAGUGUGCUGAGCAUGCCCGGCACCAAGGCCGAAAUGGGCUCUCGUCACAAGCCCGGCGAGGGCUCCGAGGGCGUCACCGGUCUCAAGGCUCUGGGUGUCCGAGAGCUCAACUAUCGCAUGGCGUUCCUUGCGUGCAGCGUUCAAGCGACCACCGCCCGGUUUGGCGGCACCGAUCUGCCCAUGUCCGAGGUGACCGCGGAGGAUAUGAAGAAACAAAUGACCGACGGCGAAUGGCAAAAGAUCUAUGAGAUGUCCAAGGAUCGCAAUCUGUACCAGAAUCUAAUCAGCAGCCUCUUCCCCUCAAUAUAUGGCAACGAUGAGGUCAAGCGUGGCAUUCUGCUCCAGCUCUUUGGUGGCGUGGCCAAGACAACCACGGAGAAGACAUCGUUGCGUGGCGAUGUCAAUGUAUGCAUCGUGGGUGAUCCCAGCACGGCCAAGUCACAGUUCCUCAAACAGGUAUCGGACUUCUCGCCGCGUGCCAUUUACACAUCGGGCAAGGCAUCCUCGGCGGCUGGCCUCACCGCAGCGGUCGUCCGUGACGAGGAGAGCUUCGAUUUUGUGAUCGAGGCGGGUGCUCUCAUGCUGGCGGACAACGGCAUCUGCUGCAUCGAUGAGUUCGACAAGAUGGAUUUGCGGGAUCAGGUGGCCAUACACGAAGCCAUGGAACAGCAGACCAUAUCGAUAGCACGCGCCGGCGUUCGUGCCACAUUGAAUGCACGCACCUCCAUUCUGGCUGCAGCGAAUCCGAUUAAUGGACGCUACGAUCGCUCCAAGAGUUUGCAGCAGAACAUACAAUUGUCCGCACCGAUAAUGUCCCGUUUCGAUCUGUUCUUCAUUCUGGUGGACGAGUGCAACGAGGUGGUCGACUAUGCCAUCGCCCGCAAGAUUGUCGAUCUGCAUUCGAACAUCGAGGAGUCUGUGGAGCGUGCGUAUACACGUGAGGAGGUGCUCCGCUAUGUGACCUUUGCCCGACAGUUCAAGCCGAUCAUCAGCACGGAGGCGGGCAAAAUGCUGGUGGAAAACUAUGGGCAUUUGCGUCAGCGAGACACGGGCUCAUCGGGACGGAGCACGUGGCGCAUUACCGUUCGUCAGCUGGAGUCGAUGAUACGGCUGAGCGAGGCAAUGGCCAAGCUGGAGUGUUCUAAUCGUGUGCUCGAGCGUCAUGUUAAGGAGGCAUUUCGUCUGCUCAAUAAGUCCAUUAUACGCGUCGAACAGCCCGACAUUCAUCUGGAUGAUGAUGAGCGACUGGAUGUGGAUGAUGGCAUUGAGCAUGAUCUGGAUAUGGAGAACAAUGGGGCGGCGGCCAAUCAGGAAGGUGGCGAUGAUGCCAUAAUGGACACCUCGGCCGGCGCUGGCCAAAAGAAAAAGUUCACGCUCUCCUUCGAGGAUUACAAGAAUCUGUCAACGAUGCUGGUGCUGCACAUGCGUGGCGAGGAGGCGCGCUGCGAGGUCGACGGCAGCGAUACGGGCAUGAAACGCAGCGAUGUCGUCACCUGGUAUCUGGAACAGGUCGCUGAACAAAUUGAGUCCGAGGAUGAGCUCAUCUCGCGCAAGAACCUCAUCGAGAAGCUGAUAGAUCGCUUGAUCUAUCAUGAUCAGGUUAUAAUACCACUCAAAACCGCAUUUCUCAAGCCCUUUUCCAAAAAUGCGAUGGGUUACAAUGAUGAAUUGGAAAACGAUCCGCUUCUGGUCGUUCAUCCCAACUAUGUUGUGGAGUAAUCUUCACAUUUGUCAUCAUCAGCCAUCGGUUUCGCUUUCUUUUUUUCAUCUCAUUUCACAAGAAUCCUUGAUAUGCAUUUUUCAACGUUUAGUUUUGUCACCCAACACAUGUAAUUAGUAUAUAGCUUAGCAUUAUUUAACUAUAAGAAUUAACCGUACUUUUAAGUAAUUCACUUCAUUUUUCAAAUUUAAAAGUUUUAAUAUUUUCAUUUUUUUUUUUUUGAUUUGGAUGAAUAUCAUCCAGUAAAUUGAUUUCAAAUGAAGUAUUUUAUAAAAUAUUUUGAAUUUUUUAGGUUAUGUUGCCAAUAAAUACUAUUAUUGAAAUAAACUAGACAAA
Drosophila grimshawi is the source of this 2900-nucleotide messenger RNA. RefSeq names its product DNA replication licensing factor Mcm6 (gene Mcm6). The coding region runs from base 101 to 2563 and encodes 820 amino acids. Gene Ontology annotation, cellular component: MCM complex; nucleus. Gene Ontology annotation, molecular function: single-stranded DNA binding; ATP binding; single-stranded 3'-5' DNA helicase activity. NCBI's taxonomy places the organism in Eukaryota, Metazoa, Arthropoda, Insecta, Diptera, Drosophilidae. The transcript has a single exon. Gene Ontology annotation, biological process: mitotic DNA replication; double-strand break repair via break-induced replication; DNA replication initiation. The record is from RefSeq and is a predicted model, not a curated record.